Molecule: messenger RNA, 468 nt
Organism: Nicotiana attenuata
Lineage: Eukaryota; Viridiplantae; Streptophyta; Magnoliopsida; Solanales; Solanaceae
Exons: 2
Coding region: 1-468 (155 amino acids)
Biological process (GO): chromatin remodeling
Cellular component (GO): nucleus
Source: RefSeq, a predicted model, not a curated record
AUGGGAAAGUCAAUAGAGUUAGCAAAGAUUCUCCAUAAGAGGAAGAUUAACAUAGCUUGUGUCCGGGAGACUAGAUGGGUGGGGAACAGGGCUCGGGAGGCUGAUGGGUUUAAGUUGUGGUAUUCAGGGAGGGUGAGAGGGAAGAACGGGGUAGGCAUUUUAAAAGACAAUUCUGGGAGGAUUUGGAUGGGGAGGUCGCCUGGGGGUUAUGCCGGUGUGCAUGGUGGCUUCGAUUUUGGAGAUAGAAACGGAGGAGGUACUUCGCUGCUGGAGUACACUAAAGCUUUUGAGCUAGUGAUUGCUAACUCGUGUUUCCCGAAGAAGGCGGAGCACCUGAUAACUUUUCGAAGUACGGUGGCCAAGACCCAGAUUGACUAUCUGCUUCUCCGGAAAUGUGAUAGAGGUCUAUGCACGGAUUGCAAGGUCAUCCCGAGUGAGAACCUUUUACGACCCAGCAUAUGCUUUUGA